AAAAUUAAUAUUAUUAUCUGUGUGUUUUGCAGCAAAUCAUCAAUCGUCAUAUUAAAAUGCUCAUCAUCAAAUUUUGUUUGGCCAUUUUGUACACAUGUGUGUUUCACCAAAUUCAUUUCGUCCAUAAAAUGCAAUACUAAGCGAACAACAAUAAAGCAAAAUGCUUCGACUUUUUCCAUUACGACGAUCAUUUUCACUGGAUCUAUCCCCCGAUGAUUCCAAUUCCAAUUUUUUCCUCAAUGCUAACGAUGAGGAUAGUGAUGAUAACAAUAAUCAUCACAAUAAUCAUAAUCAUUUCCAUCUCCAUCAUCUUCAUCAUCGGCCACCCACACCAAUUUUUCCAUUAUCACCAUCAUCAGCCAACACAAACCAUCCAUAUCAUCACCAUCAAAUUCACACAGCAUUCAUCAAAUUGCAACAACAAACCAAUAUCGUUUCAACGUCUUGCCAAACAACUUCCGUAACAUCAUCCACAACAGCAACAACACCUACACCGUCAACAACAAAAUUAUCAUCAUCAUUAUUAUCGAUAAUUAAUGAUAAUAAUAACAAAUAUCAUUCCAAUCAUUCAUCAAUAUCACCAUCAUCAUCAUUAUCAUCGUUAUCGCCCCAACCACCAUCAAUACGACCACUGUUUAUAUCACCGUCAUCACUGAGGGCAACCACAAACAACAACCAUGAUGUUAUUGUUGUUGCCGAUGAUGACAAUGACAACGACGAUGACCAAAACGUCAACGAUAACAAUGGUGGAGAGCAAGAGGAAGUAGAUAAUAACAAUCAACAACAUAAUUAUCAUCAUCAUCCUCACCAUAACCAAAUAUUAUCCAACAUGGGUACAACAAUCGGUCAAUGGAAUGUGGAGAUUGAUGAUGCCUUAGCACAGGAUUUCGAUGGUAGCCUAUCCGGUUUGGGCAUCGAACUUGGAACAGCUUCCUUCAACAUGAGCGAAGCAUUGAUGGCACUGCCAAGUCUUUCAUCAUUGAAGCAUCAUCACCAUCAUCAUCAGAACACUGUUAACCAUGCCCAUCAUAGCAAUCUCCAGCAUCACCAUCAUGAUCAUCAUCAAAAUCCGCAUCAUCAUCAUCACCACAAUCAUCAUGCACACCAUUCGUCCAAUGAUCAAAAUAACAGUAACAACAACAAUAAUAAUAGCAGCAGCAGUAUCGCAAACAACAACACAGUUCAAUCAUCCCAUAAUAAUUUCAUAUUAACUUCUAGUCUGGCUGCUUCUUUACGAUCACAGCAACAACACCAACAGCAUCAUAAUCAUCAUUAUAAUCAUCAUCAUCAUCAGCAUGGUGGCGAUCAUCACCAUUUAGCAUCUACCUCAACAUUGGAUCCUCGUUCCAAUAAUAAUCGAAAUAAUGAACAGCAAAAUAACAAUAACAACAGUAAUAAUAACCAGGAAGAAAAACCCAUAGCUGUUGUGCAUGGAAAGAAAAAUCGUCUGGCAGCUUAUCAUGAUCACAAUGAAGAUGGGGAUGAUGUCCAAUCAACUGCAAUCAAAAGAUUUUGUCCAAGUUCGGAGCGUAAUAAUAGCGAUGGUGGUAAUAUUCAUUUAUUGAUUUCAAAUAAUUUGAUCAAUCUUAAUGAUAAUCAAGAUCACCAUCAUGGCCAUCACCAUAAUCAUCAUGAAGCUUUGCAAACUCCAUCCAAUCAAUUGUCAACAUCCGUUCGGCAUAGUUCUUCAGUUCCUGAUGUGAGAAGUGUUGUUGGUAGCGAGCCAUAUAGUCCAUCAGCCAUACAGAUAGCCACACAAUCGACAGCUUCUUCACCAUCGUCGUCGACGUCCACAUCAAUAUCAACACCUUCCACGACAUUUUUCUCGCAUAUUAUAUCGAAUAAUUCUAGUAAUGGUGGACAGGAUAACAAUGUAUCGUCUGGUAGUGGAACUAGUUCUACAUCAACAUUAGUUCAUUUGGAUCAUCAUCAUCAUCGUUCGCAAUCGAUGGUAUCCACCACCAAUGCAUCCACAUCAGCCAUCACCGUCAAACCGAAUGAACCAAGCAAAUUUCAAUAUGUUUUAGGCGCAUCAACAUCCAUUGCGAUCAAAAUGAAUGAAGAAACAAUGACUUACUUGAAUCAAGGACAAUCCUACGAAAUUAAAUUGAAAAAAGUUGGAGAUUUAAGCGAAAUGAAGGGCAAAAUGUUAAAGACGAUAAUUCGUGUUUGCUUUCAUGAUCGACGAUUGCAAUACAUUGAAAAAGAACUGAUCGAACAAUGGAAAGAACAGCGUCCCGCCGAAAGAGUUAUUGAAAUUGAUGUUCCAUUAUCGUAUGGUAUACAAGAUGUUCGUAAUGAUGCUAAAUGCGUUAACCGUUCGGAAUUCUAUUGGGACCCAACUAAAGAGACGGGUGUUUUCAUUCGGAUCAAUUGCAUCAGCACAGAAUUCACACCGAAAAAACAUGGUGGCGAAAAAGGUGUACCAUUUCGAAUUCUAAUAGAAACUUAUUCGAAAGAUGACCCCACUCAUUGUCUUCAUGCCGCGUCUUGUCAGGUCAAAGUAUUCAAACCAAAAGGUGCCGAUCGAAAACAUAAAACCGACCGAGAAAAAAUGAGCCGAAAACCGGUAACCGAACAGGAAAAAUUUCAGCCAUCCUACGAUUGUACCGUAUUCACUGAUUGUUCAUUAGAUGCAUUCGCUCUAUAUAAUCUAUCCACCAAUUCCAACUUGAUAAUCGGAUCGGAUUUACUGCAAAAUCUUUCCAAAUCAAUCGAUUCGGAUGAAUACGUUAACCUGAUGGAAACAAUCAAUAAAUCAAAAAUAUUAUCGCCAAUCUCGAAAGCUAUUGGUGCCACAAGUCCAUCAAAUAAUGUGGAGAAAACGUCAUCCAUAGCAAAUCAUAAUAACAAUUCCAUUUGUCAUUUGCUUUCCGACAUCAGUGAUAAUAGCUAUGAAUUCUCAUUCUCAGCCUUUCCAACAACAUCAUCAACCACAACAACAAUCGUGCCAUCAUCAUCCUCAUCAGCAGCAUCAUCAUUAUCAUCGUCGUCGAAGCAGACAAUGUUAACCUCAACGGCAACAUGGGACGAAACACAAAAAUGGCUGAAAGACAAUCGUUUUGAUGGUUAUUCAUCAAUGUUUGAAAAUUUUUCUGGUUCAGAUUUUUUAAUGUUGUCCAAGGAUGAUUUGAUUCAAAUAUGCGGCCUAACCGAUGGCAUACGAUUAUAUAAUGCGCUACAUUGGAAAAGUAUCAAAUCCAAAUUAUCAAUAUAUGUUUGUUCGCAUAAUGAUGAACUAUUUCAUGCUAUCUAUCUCGAUACAUUGACUGUCAAUGAGCUACAGUCCAAAUUGAUUGCUACAUUAUUACCUCAUAAUUCAUCGAAAUGCACUUAUUUCAAAAGAUUUUGUCUAAUCGGUCCAUCCACAGUAAAAAUUUUAAUCACCGAUGAUGUUGUGCGCAAUCUGCCCGAUGAAUCACUUUAUCUGAUUGAAUUUAGUAAAGAUUACAAAGGAGAAUAUCAAGCAAUCAUGAAGCAAUAUACCAAUGAAAUGACCACAUUGAUCAACAGCAAUAACAACAUUCAUUGUUGAUCAUGGUGACCUGCAUAUCAUCCUUUGCUGAUUUGUUUGUUCGUUUUUUUGGAAAUAUUUUCAUUUUAUACUUACUUAUACACACAUUGCCAUUGAAUGAAUUGAACACUCCAAUAUGUUUUUCAUAU
Molecule: messenger RNA, 3663 nt
Organism: Dermatophagoides pteronyssinus (European house dust mite)
Lineage: Eukaryota; Metazoa; Arthropoda; Arachnida; Sarcoptiformes; Pyroglyphidae
Biological process (GO): regulation of transcription by RNA polymerase II
Cellular component (GO): nucleus
Molecular function (GO): DNA-binding transcription activator activity, RNA polymerase II-specific; RNA polymerase II cis-regulatory region sequence-specific DNA binding
Source: RefSeq, a predicted model, not a curated record